This is a messenger RNA of Drosophila biarmipes, 1210 nucleotides long. It is a transcript of the gene Snup, whose product is annotated as snurportin-1. Gene Ontology annotation, biological process: snRNA import into nucleus. The record is from RefSeq and is a predicted model, not a curated record. Lineage: Eukaryota; Metazoa; Arthropoda; Insecta; Diptera; Drosophilidae. The transcript has a single exon. Gene Ontology annotation, cellular component: cytoplasm; nucleus. The coding region runs from base 150 to 1208 and encodes 352 amino acids.
UACUCUUCAUUGAAUAUCUCAAAAUAAAAUGAUUUUUAUAUUUCACUAUUCCCAUAUUAGUGGAUAGUAUAUUUUAGUGUUUGUCGGAGCGGUCACACUGCCCUAUAAUAGUCUUGUUUUUGUUUUGCUUUUAUAAAUUCGCAAUUAAAAUGAACUCGAGCUUCCAGGACUUGUACAAGAAGGGUCUGGAUAUGGGCGAGCAGCAGAAGCAGCGCCAGAAGGAUCUCCUGAAGCAGCAGAAGUUGCGCCGCCAGCAGGAACAGGAUGACUCCCGCCCACUGCAGAAGCCCGGCGAAAAACCGCCAAAGAAGAAGAAGAACUGGAAACGUGCUGGCCACCAGAAAGGAAUCCCCUACAGGCCACAACUUUCCGAGUGGCUGCGUCAUAAGCCCGAGGAUCUCGGCGAUUGGCUGCUGGUGCCUUGCCCAGUGGGAAAACGAUGCCUCGUGGUGGCCAGCAAGGGGAUCACAAAAGCCUACUCCAAAGGCGGCUGGAUGUUCAUGGAUCUGCGAACCUCUCUGCCCGGCGAUUGGCAGCUCCAAAAGGGCCAGACCAUUCUUGACUGCGUUUACGUGGAGGAUAUGGACACCUUCUACGUCCUGGAUGCCAUUUCAUUUGGCCAGCAGGAUUUGCAGAACUGCGAGGCAUCCUUUCGCUUCUAUUGGCUGCGCGCCCGCUUCGAGGAGAAUGAUUUUUCCAAACUGAGCGAACACAACGAGAAGCCCUUCGUCCUCCUGGAUCACUACGACUUCGAGGACACCUCUUCCGUGGAGCAGGUCCUGCACAAGUAUCCUGUUUUCCCGGAGAACAAGCCACCCCUAGAUGGUUUCCUGUUUUACCACAAAGAAGCCAGCUAUGUGUGCCAAGUAACCCCCCUAGUGUGCUGGCUAUUUCCCUUUAUGAUGAUGGAUGUUCUUGGCUUGCCUGUAAGCACUAGUUAUGUGGCUCCCGAGGGUUACCAACCCAGUCAGGCUCUACAAUACAUGGAUGAGUUUGACCGCAAACUGGCAGAGCAUAGGAUCCUACUUAAGGAGCAGAAAAAGGCAGUUAAAGUAAAGGAGCAGCCUGAAGCAACCAUGGAGGCAGAGGAGGAAGCCGACAGCGAUGAGUACGCCAGCCUGAAGGGAGUUCUCGAUCAGCAGAGGCGUCUGGAGCUCGGUGAAUUCGACAUGGACUGUGCGGAGCCACCAGCAGCUGAUGUCUGCUAGGC